CUGCAUCAGCUCCUGCAUCAGCUCCUCCAGCAGCUCCUGCAUCAGCUCCUCCAGCAGUUCCUGGAUCAGCUCCUGCAUUAGUUCCUCAAGCAGCUCCUCCAGCAGACACAGCACAUUCUGAGGUGACGCUUGAGGGUUGGCACAAAAUGUGGGAGUCUGGUCCUUAUGGCCUCAGCAGCGCAGACAUAACGUGGCUGAAGGAGGACGCUGAAAGGGGACUUUUCCAGAAGGCAAUGUCUUAUAAAGACAAGCACGGCAGCACGAGGUGGAGGAAAGUCUUGAAGGACAACAGGAUGUGGUUUCACCCUCCUGAAUUUCCUGGAGUGGUGGAAGGAAAAGUCCCCUCAGCAGACUCCUUUUUUCAUGGCUCCGUUUUUUUCUGGAGACCAGUCGGAGUGUGGCGAUACAGUCUUCGAUGCCCAAGGUCUGACUGCCCGGCACGCUCUAGUCAGAAGGCCUUUCUGUACCGUUGUGGGUACUCAAAAACUGUCAGGCAGAUCUGCCACAUGUCUGGCUGGUACUCCAUGCUGACAGAAGUCCUGGCAUGCAAUGCUUGCAGAAAGGCUGCAAAGGAGUCUGAGGAACACUCCAUCGGUCGAUUCCUCUCAUGGGAUGCGUGCAUCCUUAACCAGCUCAGUCCAGCACACAGAGCGGUGUUCCCUGCUGUCUUGACAUUACGGCGUGGCGUGGACAAGCAGGUUAUCCGCCUGAUGAGGGAUCGCACCGAGGGCAACACCAUGGCCAAGGUGUGGAGGCAGGUCCUGGAGAGCCACUGCGAGGAGUACCUGCAAAGGAAGGACUUGUACACCACCCUCCUCAGCCAGUACAAAAAACCAGGGUCGAUCACACGGAAUUUUUGCCAACAAUUCCAGCGACCACCGGCGAGGAGAGAGCUGCCAUGUCCAAAGCUGUUAAGAAAGGCCUUUCUCAUCGCAGAAGCAGAUAACGUCGAGGACUACCGGACACAGAUUAUGUCUACUUUUGGCAAAGUCCUCAAGUACGACUCCACCAAAAAGAUCUGCAAGAAACUUUCCGGGGAUGGAAAGGGUACGGCAGAAUGGUGUACCAACGUGGCCAACGAGCUGGGCCAGAUCCUCACGUCAGUCCUGACUUGCGAGGAGUCGCUGGACAAAAUGCGGCCAAUGGCUGAAGGCCUCAUGGAGAGGUACAGAAGAGCUGACGAGGCACCUCCCGAGCUCAUGUAUGUGGAUCGCGGCUGCUGUCGUGUCCACGGCGUGUCUUCUGUGGAGCAGCUCUUCAGCGAGUGGACUGACAGGGGUAUGCUGGUACGGCUCGACAUCUUUCAUUGGAUCCAUCGAUUUGAUGCAGCCUUACGGACGGAUCACCAUCCGAAGUACGCCCUGUUUAAGUCCGCCCUAUCCGCUGCGGUCUUCGCCUACAACAAGGACGAUGUGGCGCUCCUGGUACAGGCCACACGUGCCGGUCACCCAACGCGCUACGCUUCCCUGACUGACAGCCAGAUCGUCGAGCUACAUGUAAGCAAGUCAGACCUCAGCCGUCAUGUCAGGAGGAUCACGUUGGGUGCCCAGGAAACCUGUGCACGUGUCCAGAGGGCCAUCGGCAUCUUGAAGGGAGCAGCUGGGAUGGAUGAGAACCAGGUGCACCUGUUCAAGGACGCUGCGGCCAUUGACCACAUAUGGGAGAACCAGCAGAAGCACCUCGAAUGCAUCCAGGAUCCGCCGGGGAGAAACAUGUACACCAUUACGAAGUAUGUGACCCGUAACGGUGUCCGUCUCCCAAGAUACAGCACAGUGAGAGGGAGCAACAGCCUGGAAGGCUUUCACUCUUUUUUGCCCAACAUGAUCCCUGGGCCCCACUGUGCUGCUGUCCCCUUCCAGGUGUAUCUCCUGGCUGGCAUUGCACGCUGGAACUCAGACAGGGAGUCGGCCAGCGUCAAAGGCCAAAAAGGGAGAAAGCACAUGGUGUACGUCUCUCCUCUGGUGCAUCGGCUAAAUGAAAGGUGUCAGGAACUGUUUGGGGAGGUGGAGGAGGCAAACUACAGGCCUCCAGUUCCCGCAGGGGAUGAGCGGAUCGGUUUGGAGUAUCUGUUCUCUCAGUCAUCAGAGCCUUUCAGUGCUCCAGACCAUUACGCUCAGACCAGAGAGACACUUCGAGCGGGUGAGGAUGGAGAGGAUGAGGUCUCCGUUGCUGCGGCAGAGGAGGAAGAGGAGGAGGAGGAGGACGUGGGAUACAACUCCGACACUGAGGUUGAUCGUCUGACUCCUCUGAGAAACAGUCUGUGCCUCACUGACCAGGUAGCGGCUGCAGAGUUCGAUCCCUGUGUGGAGGAUGUGUGCGGUCCCAAUCAUCUCCCUGGAUACCAACACGUAGAGGAUCUGUGCAAAGUCCUUGUUGAGAUCGCCUUGGAGGAGGGAAAGCUUGCGAUGAGUGACUCUAACAGGCAGAGGGUCAUCAGGGCCUGGAACAAACUUGACCUCCACGAUCGCAGCAUCCAGCAGUUUGACAGCCUUUACUCGGCACGCUGGGGCAAUGCUCUGUUCGGCCGAACAAGUGGAGAUCCGUCGGAGGCAUCUUUGGUGCAAAAGCUUAAGUUCAGCAAGCGUUACUCGGCCGCCCAUUUGGUUGACUCCAGAAAGAACCGUCUGAUGUACUGUCUAAUUAAACAGCUGUGGCUUCAUCCUGGUUCUGGAGGAAAGGGUCAGGGAUCGCCACUGAAGCAUCACAUCACAAAAAUGUACCAGCGUGUGCAGCAGAGAGUGACUGUGGAUGACGCUGAACUCAGCAAACUUGGUAUUCCGAUACUAAAAAUAAAUGCAAAGUGUGUUAGUGAGUUCAUCAGGAGGCAGGAGGCCUUGUCAGCCACAAAUGUGACAGAUCAAGGUUUGGCUGUGCUCCGUCGUCAUCAGAGUGUUUCUAGCACCAGCCAGCCCCCAGCGAUCGAGCUUCCUGACGAAAGACCACACACCAGCCGACCUACAGUGCAGUAUCAGGCCACUGAAUCUUUGGCAGGGACCAGAAAGCUUAAACCGAGACUCCCACAUCUCUUCUCUCUGGCCCCCGCUCCUCCCCCUCAGCUGUUACCUGCACCAGUCCAGACCAUGCGCACGUCCACGCCAACUCAGCUGAUGGGUGCACCCCUAACAGGACCUCCUGCAGUUUCCCUGCCGCAGGCAUCCAUUCCGCCACCGUCGGCAUCAAGAUCGACAUUCUACAAAAGAAAGAAAGCAGAGCGCAGUGGCAUGGAACAUCCAGCCACUGUAAAAGUGUACAUCUGUGCAAUGUGUGGCCAACCCACUCAAGGCCACAAAAAAUACAGGAAAAAGAGCUAUUGUGAAAGUUCUAAAGCAUCCACGUCCAAAGACCUUGCAGGACAAACUUUUGAGAAUUUUGAAGACUUUAAAAAAGCAGUGGACGUUCUCCUGGGCUCUCAAUCUCAGACAUCAGAGUUGGUCUAAGCCAAGUGCUUUUUGCUCUACAUACCACUCGACUUUCAUCAGUGUUAUUUUUAAUCAAAUGUUACCUAACAGUUGAUUGUUUUACCGUUUAUGUUGUGGUUGUGACAGUUUUACAGUUAAUUGCCAUUUAAUAAUGGUUUACAGCACUUUACUGGUUUAGAAUACUGAUGUCUUAUUUUAUUUUAUGGGUAAAAAGUAUGUUUUAUGGUUGUUGUUUUUUUACUUGAAUGACUGACCUGGAAUACUUGACCUGGCAGAAUGUUUAUUAUAAAUAGAUCACCAUUACUCUGUUACUAGCAUCUAUAUUCAAUAUAACUUUUGAUAAUACGGAGACACUGAUUACAAUCUAUUGUGCAAGCUUUUGUUUCGAGCAGGUCAACAACACGUUCAGAACCUUUUUCCUUUGCACUUUUAACAAAGUGAGUUCAGAUAAUUGAGAACAGUGUGAUGUUUGUUUUUCUAAAUGUGGCAAUGAUUAAUAAAUUAUUUUGUACAACUUGUAUUUUCUGACUUCCUCUGAUCUUUAUUUUAAUUCAGCCAAACAUCAUCAAAAUCCAUGACAAUCCAAGACAAAAUCCAUGACAUAAUAAUAAGCCAUCCAUUUUUAUAAUAAUGUCCCCCAGUAAGUCUGGUACAGGUGGUUGAAACGUCAAUGGCUGCUGACUUGGCUCCUGUGCAUUGUUCCAGGCCUGCAUGCAGUGUCUUCAAAAACACCUUUGUCCUUAUGUCGUCAAAAGGGAUGCCAUUAGAUUUCUCCCACAACCGCACUCAACAAUCAAGCUCCA
Molecule: messenger RNA, 4222 nt
Organism: Carassius auratus (goldfish)
Lineage: Eukaryota; Metazoa; Chordata; Actinopteri; Cypriniformes; Cyprinidae
Exons: 5
Coding region: 147-3437 (1096 amino acids)
Source: RefSeq, a predicted model, not a curated record